Beta vulgaris subsp. vulgaris (sugar beet) is the source of this 1004-nucleotide messenger RNA. Its product is annotated as CEN-like protein 2. The transcript has 4 exons. Gene Ontology annotation, biological process: negative regulation of flower development; vegetative to reproductive phase transition of meristem. The coding region runs from base 167 to 682 and encodes 171 amino acids. The record is from RefSeq and is a predicted model, not a curated record. Gene Ontology annotation, cellular component: cytoplasm; nucleus. Lineage: Eukaryota; Viridiplantae; Streptophyta; Magnoliopsida; Caryophyllales; Amaranthaceae.
UAUGUUCAAUCAUUAUAGCUUUCUCGUACCACUAUAUAUAUAAUGAGAUCAUCUUCAUCACCAGUGCAAUAAUCCAAACUUUCUUCCUCAAAACACAUACAUAAACUUUCUUUCUCUCUCUUUUUUUCUCCAUUAAUUUCUUCCUGAAAACUUACAAGUUUAGAAAAUGGCAAGAUCAGAUCCCCUUAUCAUUGGAAGAGUUAUUGGGGAUGUAAUAGACCCUUUUAAUCCAAGUGUAAAAAUGUCUGUAACUUACAAUAACAAGCAAGUUUACAAUGGUCAUGAACUCUUUCCUUCUUCUGUUAACCUUAAGCCUAGGGUUCAAGUUCAUGAUGGUGACUUGAAAUCCUUUUUCACUUUGAUUAUGACAGAUCCAGAUGUUCCUGGACCUAGUGAUCCUUAUCUUAGAGAGCACCUGCACUGGAUAGUCACAGAUAUUCCAGGCACAACAGAUGCCACUUUUGGGAAAGAGAUAGUGAGCUAUGAAGUGCCAAGGCCAAACAUAGGAAUACACAGGUUUGCUUUCAUUCUCUUCAAGCAGAAUCGUAGGGGAAGUGUUGUACCACCAAGCACCCGAGAUCGAUUCUUCACAAAGAAAUUUGCUGAACAAAACCAACUAGGACUUCCUGUUGCUGCUGUUUACUACAAUUGUCAAAGGGAAACUGCUGCACGAAGACGCUAAUUAACUCUAUCAAAACUUAAUUACUAUAACCUCUUUAAUUAAACCUAAUAAUAAUAAUAAUCCUAUGUAUGUACUACUUAUUAUGCAAAAAAAAAGAACAAAAUGGUUAAAAACUUGAUUGUGUAAGAUAGAUGAGUAACCUACCAAGCUAGAAGGAGAAAGGAAUAUGUAAUAGUUUGUUUGUUAUGGUUGCAUAUAUGUUGAGUGAUGGAUGUAGUUUAGCUUGUUUUAUGCAUGUGCAUUUUAUGAUCUAUAUAUAUGUAUUAGUUGAUCACUUUGUAUGGUAUCUUUUUAAAAUUAAUGUUAUAUCUAUCAAUAGUAA